Serpula lacrymans var. lacrymans S7.9 is the source of this 280-nucleotide messenger RNA. RefSeq lists its product as uncharacterized. The record is from RefSeq and is a predicted model, not a curated record. The annotation marks the transcript as partial. The transcript has 2 exons. Lineage: Eukaryota; Fungi; Basidiomycota; Agaricomycetes; Boletales; Serpulaceae.
UGCAAAACUGGAUUUUCAUUUUCUUGUGUAAGAUUAUAGUAUCAUGAAUGAACGGUUCUAGAACACCCACUCUUCGGAAGCCUCGUUUCUACAUUGAGAGCGGGGAAGGCGAAAGAAGGCCGGGGAACCCCUUUCCCCAUCCUUCUUUCGCCACCGAAGGAUUCAAGCUCACCGGAUACACACAGAGGAGGAACUUCGGUACAUAUCAGAAGAACCGUUUGUUAGAAACGUACCAUGGGAAUGAUGCAUUGAGGCUGUAUGAGGACACAUUAGACCGAUA